UUUUAACUCUCACACCCUAUCAUCUCUAGCGUUACUUUCUAGCGAAAAAAAUAAUUUCAUUUCGCGCUCUUAUUGUUAUUUCUCGUGGAUUUUUCGGCAACUGACCGCGCGAAUGGCCGACGAGGACGAUGAGGUGGCCCACCGGAUGGCGGCGGCGCCAGUCCGCAAGCCGGACGACGAGACCGCCUUUUUGGAGUACAUCGAGAUGGAGAACUUUAAGUCCUACCGCGGCCACAUAGUUGUGGGUCCUCUAAAGCAAUUUAAUGCGGUCAUCGGGCCCAACGGAUCCGGAAAGUCCAACUUUAUGGACGCCAUCAGCUUCGUGAUGGGAGAAAAGACCAGCAGUUUGCGUGUGAAGCGCCUGAAUGAUCUGAUCCACGGUUCUUCUAUUGGCAAGCCCAUUUCGCGCAGCUGCUAUGUGACGGCCAAGUUCGUGCUCAACCAGGAGCGGAACAUGGACUUCCAGAGGGCCGUGAUCAGCGGAUCCUCGGAGUACCGUAUUAACGGAGAGAGCGUUUCGAGCAGCACUUACCUGAACAAGCUGGAAAAGAUUGGCAUCAAUGUAAAGGCCAAAAACUUUUUGGUGUUCCAAGGAGCUGUGGAAAACAUAGCCAUGAAGACGCCCAAAGAACGCACGGCUUUGUUUGAGGAAAUCAGCGGCUCUGGCUUGCUCAAGGAUGACUACAAUCGCCUGAAGCAGGAAAUGAUUGUGGCAGAGGAGGAGACGCAGUUCACCUACCAGAAGAAGAAGGGCAUUGCGGCAGAAAGAAAGGAGGCCAAGCACGAAAAAAUGGAAGCCGAUCGGUACACUCGCCUGCAAAACGAAUAUAACGAGAAACAAGUGGAGUAUCAACUGUUUAGACUCUUCCACGUGGAAAGGGACAUCCGGAAAUAUACUGGCGAUUUGGAGGUGAGACAGCAGGAGGUAAAAGCAGUGGAGCAGCGAAAGAAAGCCGCCGAUGAAAUCUUGAGCGAGAAGAAGAAGGACGCCGGGAAGAUAACCCGAGAUCUGGCCAAAAUCGAUCAGGAAAUACGGGAGUUUGAGACCCAAAUGAACAAACGCCGGCCUCUGUACAUCAAAGCCAAGGAAAAGGUUACCCACUGCAAAAAGAAGCUCGUCUCGCUGCAGAAGACCUUGGAGACGGCCCGCGAGGCGGACAAUGCCCAUCAGUCUGACAUUCGAAAGCUUGAGAAGCAGCUAGCCGAUGUGGAGGCCCUCAAGAAGCGCUUCGAGGACGAGAUCGAAAACGAAUCGCAGCGCCGUGGCAAGAGCGUGAACAUGGAGGAGGGACUCGUGCAGGAGUACGAUCGCCUAAAGCAAGAGGCGGAGGCCACAGCCACCCAGUACCGUUCCGAGCUGGACUCAGUGAACCGGGAGCAGAAGUCUGAACAGGACACGCUCGAUGGCGAAACCAAUCGCCGUGCCUCCGUGGAGGAGUCAUUCAAGAAGCUCACUCUGCAGCGCGAGGAAGCUGUAAAGCGUCGGGACAAACUGAUGGACCACAUUAAAUCCUCGCAGGCGGCGCUGGAGGAGCAGAAUCGCAUCAAGGAUGAGCUCCGGCGAGAUGUUGGUAGCUCCAAGGAAAAGAUUGCCGAAAAGCAACGUGAACUGGAGAACGUGCGCGACCAACUGGGCGAUGCCAAGAGCGACAAACACGAGGAUGCGCGGCGCAAAAAGAAGCAGGAGGUGGUGGAGCUGUUCAAAAAGCAGGUUCCAGGUGUGUACGACCGCAUGAUCAAUAUGUGUCAGCCCACGCACAAGCGCUACAACGUGGCUGUCACGAAAGUGCUGGGCAAGUUCAUGGAAGCCAUCAUCGUUGACACUGAGAAGACGGCCCGCCAUUGUAUUCAGAUAUUAAAGGAGCAAAUGCUGGAGGUGGAAACCUUCCUACCUUUGGACUAUCUGCAAGUGAAGCCCCUAAAGGAGCGACUUCGUAACAUCAGCGAUCCCCGCAACGUGAGACUGGUCUUUGAUGUGCUAAAAUUUGAGCCGCAGGAGAUCGAGCGUGCCGUCCUCUUCGCAACGGGCAACGCUUUAGUCUGCGAAACUCCAGAAGACGCAAUGAAGGUGGCCUACGAGAUUGAUCGAUCGCGUUUUGAUGCUCUGGCUUUGGACGGAACUUUCUACCAGAAGUCGGGUCUCAUAUCUGGAGGCAGUCACGAUUUGGCGCGCAAAGCCAAGCGCUGGGACGAGAAGCAUAUGGCUCAGCUAAAGAUGCAGAAGGAGCGUCUACAAGAAGAGCUCAAGGAGCUUGUGAAAAAGUCGCGCAAACAGAGUGAGCUCGCAACUGUGGAGUCGCAGAUUAAGGGCCUGGAGAAUCGACUAAAAUAUAGUAUGGUAGAUUUAGAGUCCUCCAAAAAGUCAAUUGGCCAGUAUGACAACCAAUUAAAGCAAGUGCAGACCCAGCUGGACGAUUUCGGACCGAAGAUCAACGAGAUCGAACGUCGUAUGCAGAACCGCGAGGAGCACAUACAGGAAAUCAAGGAGAACAUGAACAAUGUGGAGGACAAAGUAUACGCGUCCUUCUGCCGACGCUUGGGCGUAAAGAACAUCCGCCAGUAUGAGGAGAGGGAGCUGGUCAUGCAGCAGGAGCGGGCUCGCAAACGCGCAGAGUUCGAGCAGCAGAUAGAUUCCAUAAACUCGCAGCUGGACUUCGAGAAACAAAAGGACACGAAAAAGAACGUUGAGCGUUGGGAGCGCAGCGUCCAGGAUGAGGAAGAUGCCCUGGAGGGACUAAAAACGGCUGAGGCACGUUAUUUGAAGGAAAUUGAGGAGGACAAGGAGAAAAUGGAAAAGUUUAAGCAGGAGAAGCAGUCCAAGAAGCAAACCGUGGACGACAUGGAGGAGGACAUAUCCAAAGCGCGAAGGGAUGUGGCUAACCUUGCCAAGGAGAUACAUAACGUGGGCAGUCAUUUGUCUUCGGUGGAGUCAAAGAUUGAGGCCAAGAAAAACGAUCGCCAGAACAUACUUUUACAAGCUAAAACGGAUUGUAUAGUGGUGCCUCUGUUGCGCGGCUCGCUGGACGAUGCAGUGCGACAGAGCGAUGCGGACGUCGCUUCUACCUCCACGGCAAUAGAUAAUCUUAUUGAGGUGGAUUACGGAUCUCUACCACGAGAGUAUACCAAACUAAAAAGUGACUCCGAUUUCAAAAAGACCCAUGAAAUCUUGCAUAAGGAUCUGCAAAGUAAACUGGAUGUGCUGGAGCGCAUACAGACGCCAAACAUGAAAGCUAUGCAAAAACUUGAUGCUGUCACGGAGAAGGUGCAGUCCACAAACGAAGAGUUCGAGAAUGCGCGAAAAAAAGCCAAGAAGGCCAAGGCGGCAUUCGAGAGGGUAAAAAACGAACGCUCCUCUCGCUUCGUCGCCUGCUGUCAGCACAUUUCGGAUGCCAUUGAUGGCAUCUACAAGAAAUUGGCUCGCAAUGAAGCGGCCCAGGCUUACAUCGGCCCCGAUAAUCCCGAAGAACCGUACCUGGACGGUAUAAACUACAAUUGUGUGGCGCCCGGCAAAAGAUUUCAGCCCAUGAACAACUUAAGUGGCGGUGAGAAAACAAUCGCGGCCUUGGCCCUGCUCUUCUCCACCCACAGCUAUCAACCAGCGCCGUUUUUUGUGCUUGACGAGAUCGAUGCUGCCUUAGACAACACGAAUAUUGGCAAGGUCGCUUCAUACAUAAGGGAUCACACCACCAACUUGCAGACCAUUGUUAUCUCCUUAAAAGAAGAGUUCUAUGGUCAUGCCGACGCACUUGUGGGCAUUACGCCGGGGGAAGGUGACUGCCUAGUAUCAAAUGUUUAUAUAAUGGACUUGACCUCGUUUGAGGACACGUAAAGCGCAUAUUUCGGAUUAUUACUAAGCAUUAGAUGUUACUUUAAAGUAAAGCUCACGAUUUCCAAUUAAUAAAGCCAGUAAAUGUGUA
Molecule: messenger RNA, 3917 nt
Organism: Drosophila rhopaloa
Lineage: Eukaryota; Metazoa; Arthropoda; Insecta; Diptera; Drosophilidae
Gene: SMC1
Product: structural maintenance of chromosomes protein 1A
Exons: 11
Coding region: 113-3829 (1238 amino acids)
Biological process (GO): sister chromatid cohesion
Cellular component (GO): cohesin complex; nucleus; chromosome
Molecular function (GO): protein binding; DNA binding; ATP hydrolysis activity
Source: RefSeq, a predicted model, not a curated record